Molecule: messenger RNA, 243 nt
Organism: Cetraspora pellucida
Lineage: Eukaryota; Fungi; Glomeromycota; Glomeromycetes; Diversisporales; Gigasporaceae
Source: the annotation of a GenBank genome assembly
AUGAUUAUAAAUGUUAUGCCAUAUGAACAAAACAGUGUUGACCAAUCAUCAAAUACAACAAUAAAUGAACAGGGACCAAAAGAAAAGGUUGCUCAAGAACUAACAAAAUCAGAACCAACUUUUAGUUUAAACAAUUCAUAUACUAAAAAACCAGAAGAAAAUACACAAGCAAAUAAGAAACAAGAUGAAUUAAUGCCAAUUUCUAAACACCUCUUAGACACAGAAGAUGAAAUAAGCACUUAA